Alexandromys fortis (reed vole) is the source of this 1054-nucleotide messenger RNA. RefSeq names its product family with sequence similarity 237 member A (gene Fam237a). The record is from RefSeq and is a predicted model, not a curated record. The coding region runs from base 1 to 585 and encodes 194 amino acids. Lineage: Eukaryota; Metazoa; Chordata; Mammalia; Rodentia; Cricetidae. The transcript is spliced from 2 exons.
AUGGCUGAUCCUAGGACCAGAAGAGCGAUCCAGUGCCCCCUGAGCCUCACCUGCUCCCUGCUCAUUGUAGGAACGUGCUGUGUGUCUCCUUUGUUCUGUCACAGCCAGACAGACCUGUUUGCUCUUAACCAAGCCGAUCCUCAGUGCUGGGAGUCCUCCUCAAUGCUCCUCUUGGAAAUGCAAAAACCUCGUGUUUCCAAUACUGUUUCUGGCUUUUGGGAUUUUAUGAUCUACCUGAAGUCGUCUGAGAACUUGAAGCAUGGGGCACUGUUUUGGGACCUGGCCCAACUCUUCUGGGACAUCUAUGUAGACUGUGUCCUUUCCAGGAACCAUGGCUUAGGAAGGAGGGAAUUGGCUGGAGAGGAAAAGAAAGAAGAGAAGAGCUCCUCAGUGCUGCAUUUGGGGAUUAAACAAGGUGCAUAUUCUCAGCUCCUAAGAAGCCCUUUCUUAAAGAAAAAAGAGCUGAUUGAAGAUUUGAUAAGUGUGUAUAUGCACAGGCUGGCAUCUGGGUUCACUGGAAAAGCGAAGCUACAAGUGAAAAGAAAGCCACCUUCAGAGCUAACGCAAGUCUUGAAAUUAAAAUAAGGAAUAUUUUCCUAUCAAUCAUUUAUGUAUUUGAAGUGAAGUCAAUGUCCAGAGGUGAAGAUCAUGUCAAGUUCUCUAAGAGUCCUUUGUUUUCAGCUUCUUGGACUAGCUGACUUCCAGUCUUCUACGUGUCUUCAUAUGUGUCUACAGGAGCUAAAGAACUUCCACAGAUGACUGGGGGUGAGGGCUUUGUCUCUUGAGAUUAUUUGAUAAUUCUCCUGGGGAGGCCUGGCCUUGCUGAUGAACUAGAGGGCUGCCGCACAGUUAGCUUGCAUAUGCUACAUGCAUUACAAGCCAUUGCUUAUGAUACUGGCAUGGACAGACGGACGAUUCACAUGCGUGGUAUCACUGAUGGUCUGUGAUUCUCGACCUCGUCUGAGAGAAUAGUUUUGAAUACGAAAUGAAGAAGAAACCACAGGGGAAGAAAACAUUCAUCUAAUGAAAACAAAAUUAAUAAAAGCUUUGGCUC